CGCCGGGGAGUCCACAGCCGGAUCUAGAAUCCCUCCCACCUCGCAUCGCUCCGGCUCCAGCGCUGGUUGCUCAGCCCGGCUGGAGGGAAGCGCAGCCUGCGGCCGGACUGCGCGCUGGGGGGCGGCGGCCAGGUGAGAGUGGGGCGGGGGGAAGGAGACAUGAGCCGGCGCCACGCCUCGCCCAGCGCCAGGAGCGAGGCGGCUGCUGUCCCAGCCAGCUGGCCCUAGCCCCGCGCCCUGGGAGCAGCCGAGCCCUUCUCCGCACGGUAAGUUUCCGGGCGCCCAGGUGGAAGAGGAGGAGGAGCCGGCGGGAGCGGGGGAGCAGGUGAGGGCGGGCGCACCUGGUCGGGCUGCGGCUGGUGGAGGAGUGGGCAUGGGGAACCAGGUGGAGAAACUGACCCACUUAAACUACAAGGAAGUUCCUACCGCCGACCCCACGGGCAUGGACAGAGACGAGGGUCCCAGGAUCGGGGUGUCCUACAUCUUUUCCAGUGACGAUGACGAGCUGGAGCAGCAGGACUCGGCGGCUCAGGAUAUGGGAGGCGAGCACCCUGUACCGCAACCCUAUGACCCCCAGGUGCAGGAGGUGGAGUGUUCGGUUUAUUAUCGGGAUGAGUGUAUCUACCAGAAGAGCUUUGCUGGGGAUGAUACCACACCAGAUGAGAGGGAUGGAGGUGGGGGGCAGCUGAGCACUUACACCCCAGAGAACCUGCUGAACAGAUGUAAACCAGGCGACCUGGUGGAAUUUGUGUGCCAGGCCCAGUACCCACACUGGGCAGUGUAUGUUGGGGAUUUUCAGGUAGUGCACCUGCAGCGGCUGGAGGUGGUGAACAGCUUCCUGACUGAUGCCAGCCAGGGCAGGAGAGGUCGUAUUGCCAACUAUUUGUACCGUUACAAGCCCCUGAGCCCGGCUAUGGUGGUGCGGAAUGCCCUGGAGCAGGUGGGCUGCAAGGAUCGGGAGCUGAGCUGGAGGAACUCUGAGUGCUUUGCUGCCUGGUGCCGCUAUGGCAAACGGGAAUUUAAAAUUGGCGGGGAGCUCCGCAUAGGCAAGCAGCCCUACCGGUUGCGGAUCCGGCUGGGGGACAAACGCAGCCACACGCUGGAAUUCCAGAGCCUGGAGGAUCUGAUCAUGGAGAAGAGGAGGAAUGACCAGAUCGGUAGGGCUGCUGUGAUCCAGGAGCUCUCCAGCCAUCUGCAAGCUGCAGAGGAGGAGGAGGAUCCAGGUGCCCAGACUGCUGCUGAGUAGCACCAUCAUGCGGCUUAGGCUGGGUGAUGGGGAUUAAAACUGAAGGCUGCGAAAUUGAGCUGUUAUAAGCCCUUUGGGCUGCUUCAGUGCAGCUUCGUUCCAAUCACAUGUGAAAGGAAGGGGGAAAGCUGAUUAAGUGUCUGUGCUUUAGUACUUAACUCCUUCGGUGCUUGGUAAAUCUCUGACUUAUUUGUAGAGGAUAAAAUUGGGGGAGAUUCCACCACCCCCAUUUAUGACCUUCAUCCCCAAACCAUCAGUCCCUUAGCUGCCAGUAGGUAUGGAUCUUACAUGGUGGUGAGUGCUUUCAGUUUCUAUUGAGUUCAGUGGGAGAUGAGGGCAUUCAGCACGAUUAAGAAGGAGCCAGCACCUUGUAGGAUAGGGCCCUUUAGCUCUCAAGUGGAUGAUUGACUGUCCUAGCUGGGAAGUUCAUUUCCCUCCCUGCACCCCCUCCCCCACCACCUUCCCUUGUCUCCUCUCCACCUAGUUAUCUUGUGGUUCCUGUUAGUAUUACAGCAAGACCUUUGUGACUUCACACCCAACCCCCAGUCCUCAAAGGAUUUAAGGGAUAAACCACAGUUAACUUUGUGAAAUAGGGUUUGACAUGCACAAUAUCAUCUUAAUUAAAGUAACUUGCAGACUGGUUGGGGGAAUCCCUGUCUGCCUGUUUGUGUGUGGCUUCCUUUUAUGUACAGUGGGCUAAAUUGCCCUGAUGGGGGUGGGAAAUGACCUGAAGUGGAGGUUAGCUGUGAUCAGGUUGCUAUCUAUGCAUUGUAAUGCACUGAAACCUUUUGGGGGCUCUCACUAUCACCAGGCUUAACUGCAUCAGCAUUCAUUAGGGGGCUUGAUCCUGCUCCCACUGAAGUCAGUUGCAAAGUCCCCAUUGACUUCUGUGGUGCAGGAUUGGGCUGUAAAAGGAGCUUCUUCAUGUGUUUUAGUGCAUUUGGGUGAGCUAGGGAUAAGUUAACCCUGGCAGAGGUGGUCUAGCAUUUUGGCUAAGCCCCAGCAGAGGUGGAAGCCUCUAGCCAGUAUCAGUACUGCGUCAGUCGUGUUUUAAGGCUAUACUACAAAUAGCACUUUGAUUUAUUUGCUUAAUCGUGGGGAAUAAAGCAUGUCUUGAAUCCCACUGUCUGGAAUAUACGGGCUAGUGAUUAACUGGUAAAAUUCCUAGAGGUAAGGGUCAGGAGAAAUUGCACAGUGUCUCUGCACCGUGAUAAACAGUGCUGUAACAGGAAGUGAUUGUGUGUGCGGGGGGGAGAAGACCAGUAUAGAGGGGAAGGAAAUACAUUCCCUGACUGGGAAGUUAUUGAAAAUUCAAAGCUGGGGAAAUUCUCUGUGUUCUCCCGCUACAAAUAAAUCCCUAAUGAAGAGUAAGUUCAAGGUAGUGCUUUGUUUUUGUUGUGUUUUUCCUGGUACAUUGCUGAGCGAUGUCACUAGAGAAGGAAAGAGGGAGUAGUCAUUCUCGUUGUGUGAUCUGUCUCAUGAAGUUUGAUUGAGUAGUUCCAUCAACUAAUGCAUUUGUAGGAGGGCAAGGUGCUACAUGUAUCUAAUAUUACCUACCAAAGUAGCAACUCUUUUUGAACUGGAUCACUUUUUCCCUAGUCUUCAGUGCACUGUAAUACCAGAUCAUCAUGGAUUCUUAAUCUGUUCAGUAUUUAUUUUCCUAUGGUCUGUUAAUAUAAACUUCCCUGCCCCUUAAAACACAAUAGCUGUGAAGCUAACCUGAGGAUGAGCUAGAGUUAAUUUAAAUAGUGGAAAUCAAUAUUUUAAAGUAAACAUGCAGUGUAAUUAAGCGGUGUAUUAAAAUGACUCUGUUUUCCCUGCAGUUGUUUACUUCACUGCUUGCAGCCUAAUUCUACUCUACAAUCUCUGUGUUUUUUAAGAUUAGGGUGAGAAACCAAUCAAUCAUAAAUAAGCAGAUACUAACCUUGGAGUAAUUAAGACUAUAUGAAGCAGCUUUCACCUGUAAGAAAGGAACAUAAGCGCCUAAUAGACUCCCAUUGUUGUGAAUCUUAAGUGGACAAUGCAGAGAAGGGUUUCUUUUGUUUAUGUUCCCCCCCAUUAGACAAAUCUUGUUCAUUAUUGAGGGGAGGAUCAACUUACGGGGUUACACACUUAAAACGUAUUGUACCUUUUCCCUUAAUACUUUCUAUGCUUUAAUUUUAGGAUGUGGAAUUCUUGGCUCUCCUACGGAGAAUUUGUUAAACAUAAAGCUCCUUUUGAUUGUCGUAGCUCAGGCUUUUGUACUGAUGAAAUCUUUCCUCAAUAUACAGUUGAGUCAUACUCCAGUUACUGUGAUCGUUAAACAUGCAAUGUUGCUCAGAAAGCAUGAGAACUAUCCGUAGCUGAACUGUGAUAAGGUUAACAUGUGGCUAUUUCUCUGUUCAGCCACCAUUAACUGGUUAAGAUUGUAACUGAUGUAUUCCUAAACUGUGUAUCAGCUAUUCUGAAUAGGAUAAAACAGACUUAAGAUCACGUAGACCAUGAAUAAAUGUUUAGCUAUUGUUCCUAGUCCUGAAAUUUUGUAUAGAACAAAGUUUAUUCACUAUGUAAUAUAUGUAUGUAAAAUAAUAUUUUCUUACAAAUAUUUUUGAAAGUUAAAAAUAAUUCCAUCAUGAGACUCUUAUAUUUUGAAAGUAAGUUAUGUACAUUAUUCUGAUGGCCUCUGAAUGGAUUUAUUUUUGUCAUUAGUGAUCUAAAGUUUCUAGGUCCUACAGGAUGGAAACUGCUGUAGAUGUCAAACAUGUUGUAUCAAAAAGGUACUAAAUUGUGUGUUGGUUGUGAAAAUGUUUUCCUUUUAUGUUUGAAACCUCAGAACGAACGCUCAAACCUCUCUUCCUUCUUCUCAGACAUUUAGUCUGUUCUUAUUUAUAAAAACAAGACAAAAGCUGAGAACUGAGAGCAAAGCCUGUUAAGAUCUACAUGAAACUAUUUUCUUGUCUCAUGUAGUUAUUAAUGUACACCUCUACCUAGCACACAGUUUGGUACAAAUCUGCACACAGGCAGAGAUAUUGUGACUCAGGCUUGAGAUGUAGUGAUACAGCUGAGUGGGAAAGCUUACCUAAUAGUCAAACAUAACAGAGUAUUCCUUAACCGCUACUUUUCACCUUCUUUCUUGAGUUCAGUGAUGCUUAUGCUGUGAAAUAUAGAACAUCCCAUGUGUUCUGUUUCCACCUAAAAUAAAUAUUUGCUUGGCAUUAAAACAUGCAGUUAGAGAAUGGGUGUUACUGGAAUACAUAAAUGUGACCUGCAAAGGAUUUUUAAGAGAGGGGAUUUAUACCCUCUCCUGCUGCUUCAUAAUAUGUUAAGAAUGACUGAAAGUUUUGUGUUAAAGCUUUUGCUGCUUCUGCUUUCCCUUACUAAGAUCAGCAAGGUCAAGUCUGCUUUUCCUGGGUAGUAUUAGAGGAUUGCUUUGGAAAGGGGCUGGGUCACAUGUGUAUUAUGAUCAGUCACACCUUUGAAGGGAUGUCUGUUGAAUCUUUAACUUAGACAUCUUUUCUCCCAACUGUUGAAUAGGCAAUGUUAUUAAAUAGAUGCUAACUAGCACAAGCAAACCAGGUUUAAGCAGGCCAAGAGUUCACAGCAGGCGAAGUAACAUAGUUACUCAGCUUUCAGUCUCCUGUGACUUUUUUUCCAUUUGCCACAGAGUCUUCCAGGGUAAACUAGACCGGAAUUUCUAGUGUUUAUAUUUAAAACAAAAAACAGGAAAACACUUUUGUUCAAGCCUUUCAGGCCUUUGUUAUACAGCAAAGAGAAGGGAACAAAAUGAAUCCCACUUCUGUAGGUCCCAUUUAAAAUGUAGAAAAUGCAGGCCUGAUCCUUCUACUGAGCUGCAUUAAGAUCCUGAUUUAGCAAGGGCCUUAAGCAUGCACCUAACUUUUAGCUCAUGAGUAGGCUCCCUUAAAAUCAAUCAGUGCUUAAAUUCCUUGCUGAAUCUCAGGGCCUGCUGUCCUACACUUUGACCCACAGUGGGAGGAGAAGACCUGAUGCUGAUGAUCUGUUUAGGGAUGGGAGGGGAAGCAAGGGGGAAAAAGUCCCAUUGAGGAGUGCUGGGGAAUCAGGAUCAUCCUGCACAGAAUGGACAAAAUUCUGCUCUCAGUUGCACCGUGAAAUCAGUGGAUGGCACGGGUUCAGCAGGGGGCAGCAGUCUGCCCAGCAACUUACAGUUGUAAAUUAGAAUGUUAACAUUGCAGAAUAUCUUCCAAACUCUUCUGUCUGGUCAUGUUAGACCCUUCUCUUUGCCUUUUGAACACUGAAGUUAACAACUUCUUUUCUUAAAAGCCUUCUGAUCCUGCAAACUUAACCAUGUAUGUGAAUUUACUCACAUCAGUAGUCCCAUUGCCACUGAGGGAACUACUCUUGAGAGGAUUGUUACGUGUAUGCUUAGAGUAGACUAAGUCUUGGCCGGACUAGGCCCCAGAAGUGUAAAUAUGACUCCAGUUAGGAAAUGCAGAUGAGCCAUCGAUUUCCCCAGGCUGUCAAUGUUUUUUAUGCAAAUAAGUUUUUUUUUUUCCUUUGGAAAACGCCUUCUAAUAAAACCUCCGACUAUUGUUUGAUUAAGUUACCUUCCAUGAGGGGGAAUAAACGCACUUAGAACUAUUUCAGGUUACCCAUUCCCGAUUCUCUUUGAGGGCAAAGUAUUGAUUACAGCAACUCUUCAGAAGUUCAGGCAGGCAGAGUGAUGGUCUGCUUGGUUUUAAAAAAACAAAACAAAACAAAAAAAACCCUAGCAAUUUCGGAGACUCUAUUUUCUUACCUGGAAAAAAACAUAUUUUCUUCAGAGUGGAAGAAUCCAGACAGGGGAUCUGAACUCCCAGCUAUACACAACAAUUUUGUAUAAAUGAAACACAAUGUGUUUUUUUUAUAGUAUUCAGAUUUAAUUUCAAUGUUUUCUUUCAGUACUAAAAUAGGUAACCGAAUGGAAUAAAUUUCUCCUAGUAAGAUGCAAACUUUAAAUGUGAAAGUUCUUUAGUCUUUGUGAAAGAUUUGUCCCUGGUGCAUGUGAGCUUUAUUUGUCAGGUGCUUUGCCACCUGUGCUUUUUGACAAUUAGCUGCACCAACCGUAAUUAUUACAGCCAUGUGGGAACAAAUAUUUUUGAAAGCAGAAUUUUAAUUUUAUAUGAAAGAUCAGCUAUGAAAAAUUAAGUAAAGGUAGGGAAUUGCAUAGUUUCGAAAGGCAGUUUCUUAUUCUUAAAGGAAUCUACUGUAUCACUUACAUACUUUUGAAUCGACCAGUCUUAUGAACUGAAGUGCAGUGGAAAAAAUCUGAUGAGGUCACAUCACUGCUGAAUAGUUUUAUGCUAUUAAAGACCUUGUGAAUUAAAAAAA
Molecule: messenger RNA, 6571 nt
Organism: Chelonia mydas (Green sea turtle)
Lineage: Eukaryota; Metazoa; Chordata; Testudines; Cheloniidae
Gene: LRATD2
Product: LRAT domain containing 2
Exons: 2
Coding region: 374-1246 (290 amino acids)
Source: RefSeq, a predicted model, not a curated record